UAAAGGCGGUUCGAGUUCAUCGUUCCUCGAAUAUCACCGCAGCGUUGGGCCCGAUUUACCCUUCUGUUGUUUCUUUUCCACCAUUCACAAUGCGUUCUUCCGUCCAGUAUAUCUCGUUGGCAGGCCUCAUUGCCGCAGGCACAGUUUCUGCAGGCAUUGUCUCCAUCCCUCUUGAGAAGCGAUAUAUCAUCAAUGACCCUGCCCCUUCAUUGCUACGUCGUGAUGGCAGUAUUAGUCUCGAUGCGCUCAACAACAUCACUGGGGGUGGCUACUAUGCCGAGUUCAGCAUUGGCACGCCACCCCAGAAGCUGAGCUUCCUUCUCGAUACCGGCAGCAGUGAUACCUGGGUCAACUCGGUCAAGGCAGAUCUUUGCACAAGUCCAUCAGUACAGCAGACGGUUGGGGAAUACUGUUACAAGCAGUUUAAUCCGUCUAGUAGUUCAUCCUACAAGUCGAGUACAGAAGACUUCGACAUUAAAUACCUUGAUGGCCGCAGGAUACAGGGCACUUAUUUCAAGGAUACCGUUACCAUUAACGGUGCGAGUAUCAAGAGCCAGCAGCUCGGCUUGGCUCUUGUCUCUGUUCGAGGUACAGGCAUCAUGGGUCUCGGAUUCACAGACAACGUCGCGGCCGAUGUGAAGUAUCCUACCAUCAUCGACAACAUGGUAUCUCAAAAUGUCAUUCCCGUGCCGGCAUUCAGUCUCUACCUCAACGACCUGCAAACCAGCCAGGGCGCCAUUCUCUUUGGCGGUGUCGACACCGACAAAUUCCACGACGGCCUCGCCACUCUGCCCCUUCAGCCGCUGCCCGCGAAUGUUGCCACGACCCAGGAAAUUGUCAUGUACAACGUUCAGUUGAAUGGAUUCACAGCAUCCGGCGUUGAUACCCCUGCCGUCAAUGGCAGCGCAAUUCUGGACUCUGGCUCAACGCUCACUCUCCUUCCAGAUGCUGUCGCACAGAGCCUCUGGAAGAAAUACGGUGUCAUCAACCUCCAAGGCCUCCCCAUUCCUUUUGUUGAUUGCGGCAAGGCGAACACCAAGGAUGCGACCUUCAACUUCAAGUUCACCAACAAGACGAUCAAAGUGCCCAUUGAUGAAAUGGUCAUCAACAAUCUCGCCUCGAUUCAAGGCGAAAUCAUGUCAGAUCCCACUUUGAGCAGCUUGUUCAAGGGGUGGAGCGGAGUUUGCACGUUUGGCAUCAGUUCAACAAGAAACUACGGUAUCCGCACGGACAACUUCAUCUUGCUAGGUGACACCUUUUUGCGGUCUGCGUAUGUCGUCUACGACUUGCAGAACAAGCAGAUUGGCAUUGCCCAGGCGACUCUCAACUCAACGACCAGCAGCAUCGUCGAGUUCCAGAAGGGUUCAAAGACAAUUCCUGGCCCUGUUUCCACUGGCGCCGAUGAUUCAGGCUCUGCCGGCUCCGCGAUAUAUCCUACUUUCUCGAUUGCUCUUGCGGGCACCGUUUUCACAGCUCUUUCCAUGAUGCUGAGUGCUCUGUAGAGGCCAAACAGCUACGGGAAAGGGUUAACGUCAUGGUAAUGUUCUUUUAUUUUUCACAAGACAACUGGGGUAUAAUAUGAUGGUGAGAAAACAUAUGGGAUAAGGGGAUAAUUGCGAAUAUACGAGCUAUCAGAUUUAAUGUAAGGUUACGAAACGGCCAAGGGGAUAUACUGUAGCGACGAUUUGGGGGUUUUGGGUAUAAACAAGCAAGUCAAUCACAUGAAAUAUACGAGCGAGAUUACUGGCACAGACAAGCCAUGUCGAAGCAUAUAGCACCCAUAAUUUGUCCUUGGACAUUGAC
This is a messenger RNA of Trichoderma virens Gv29-8, 1803 nucleotides long. RefSeq lists its product as uncharacterized. NCBI's taxonomy places the organism in Eukaryota, Fungi, Ascomycota, Sordariomycetes, Hypocreales, Hypocreaceae. The transcript has 3 exons. Gene Ontology annotation, molecular function: aspartic-type endopeptidase activity. The coding region runs from base 90 to 1502 and encodes 470 amino acids. The record is from RefSeq and is a predicted model, not a curated record. Gene Ontology annotation, biological process: proteolysis.